AUGUCGAACGGUAAGGAGGGUCGCAGCCUGGAGUUGCAGAGAGCUGCAGCUCAACCAUCAUCAAGCUCCAGCGCAGCUUCCGCGAGUGCAGCCGGUGCCAGUAGAAGCAUGUUCUCCGGGUUUAGCUUCAAGAAAAAGGCGGAUGAUUCUACUGCUACUAAUUCUGGACGAGCAGCAGGAGGACCUACUUCAUCUGCGACACCUGGAAUAGAACCAUCACUAGCUGGAGGAAACGGCUCUUCGAUUUUCCACGGAAACAACCAGAAGAAACAGGAUGAAACUAGUUGUAGGGUAGAAGCGAUCACAACCUUCGAUGCUUCUUGUCUAGAAAGGCCUGUGAAUCUUCCUGUGAUAGACCUAGGUCUAGACCUGAAACGGUUAGCGGAAGAGGACAAGGUUUUAGUGGAGGAGAGGAAAAAGAGAAAAAUACUUGCAGGAGACGUUGACCUAGUGACCAACGCGAAGAGCGGAGCCGCAGGAGCAAGUAAGGUAGAAGCAGGUGAGCAGGUCGCAAUAGACGUUGUUGACGAGGAGCAAGGUGGUCUUCGUGGAAUAGCUGCGUCCUCUUCUUCAACCGUAGCAACUACCACAGUUUCAACUACCACUGCUUCAACUUCUAGCACCUCAGCGAACCAAGCACAACAAGUCACCGAGGACGAGGCUGCAGCUGCGAUCUUAGCCGAGCUACAAAAUCCAGAUACCAACGAGGCAGCAGUGGCAGCUGGAGGAUCAUCCUCGUCCUCUGCGGCUGGACCAGUGAUUCAUGGUCUUGUUGAUCAGAGAGCAGUCGAUACGGCGAGGACAACUCCUUCUAAAGACAAAACAUCAACAACAAGUAGCUCAAGAAACUUUCCUACCAGUACCACUACAGCCUCUACUGGUACGUCAGCGUCAUCAUCUGGAAUGAACCAAAAGAAGGCAGCACUUUUUGGCGGCGGAGCGAAGAAGCGGAAGGCAGAUGGUGCGCGUCCUAUUCUUAGUAAGCGCAGUGAAGGCGUUACUGCAACUGACGUAAAAGCAGACGAGCAGUUUGAAAACAUGGACAUAGCUGACUUCGGGUGGGCUUAUCUACGUGGACUGGGGUAUGACGAGUCUAAACACCGUGUGAACAUGGUCAAACUAGAAGGGCAAACGAAAAAUCUAGGUCUCGGAGCUACAAAUGUGCUCUUGCCAACAGACCACCUGGUGGCUGCGGGGACGAAGGGGAAGGGGAAAGGUGGUGCUGGUGGGAAGAAUCAUAACACUAGCACUACUUCAAGUACAACUUCUAUUGCCGCCGCGGGAGGAAAUAAUAGUGUUGCCGCGCCAGUAGAAAAUGGAGCAGUUGCACCGCAAUACAAAGCUUCUUCAACUUCAGCCACAUCAAGUGCAGGUGCGUCUUCAUUAUCAUCUUCAGCUUCGACUAAACUUCUAGCAGAUUCCAAGAAUACUCCGCUGAAAACCUGGCUUCGCAGAGGAUUGAUUGUGAAAAUCUGUGACGAACGGUGCCCAGCUUACUGCAAAAAAGGUCCUAUCGUAAAAGUAGAGAUAACUUCCUCGACUUCCGCCUCAGCCAUCGGCUCAGUAGUCGCCACAGUCCAAGCAAAGGUGAAAGAGGGGAAAGAGAAAGUUAACAAAACCUUUCGUGUCAAGGAAAAGCACCUGGAGCCAACGAUUAUCAUACCAGAAAGCUCGUCUACAAAUUCAUCUAGUUCUAGUGUAGUCAAACGUAUUCGCACUGGUUCUAGAAAGUCAGAGUGGACGUCUUUGCGAGUGUUGAAGGCGGAUAAGGAGAACAAUACAGCAACGUUGGUUGAUCCAACAAAUGGUGGGUUACUGAAUCUCACGCUACGCGACGUGUGUGCCUUCGACGCCAAUGAAUGGGAUGAGGAAGAAGUUGUUACAUAUCAUGGUCUUGCUACAUCAUCAGAAAGCUCUGCUGGUGCAAAAAGAUAGCACUUAACUUCCAGGCUAUCUAAGUAGUUAGAUUUAGAACAGAAGAAGUUGAUGUCUUUUUAUACACUACCUAUAUUGAACAACCCCAGACUCCUCUCAGUUUUAUCAUACUGUCUUCCCCACGACCUGGUUGCAAAAAGCGAU
Amoebophrya sp. A25 is the source of this 2079-nucleotide messenger RNA. The record is from the annotation of a GenBank genome assembly. NCBI's taxonomy places the organism in Eukaryota, Dinophyceae, Syndiniales, Amoebophryaceae.